Molecule: messenger RNA, 231 nt
Organism: Necator americanus (New World hookworm)
Lineage: Eukaryota; Metazoa; Nematoda; Chromadorea; Rhabditida; Ancylostomatidae
Exons: 1
Coding region: 1-231 (76 amino acids)
Source: RefSeq, a predicted model, not a curated record
AUGCACCGUUUGCUGCAUUCGCGAGGUCGCAGAGUACUCAAACUCUUUAUCGUAAGUGCUCACGCACCUAUGGAGACCGCAAAGGAUCACAAAAAGGAGGCGUUUUAUGAUGAUAUCAAUACUUUGGUAUCGAAGACACCAAGUCAGCAGGCGGUAAUUGUCGGAAUUGAUGCGAAUGCAAAGAUGGGAAUUGAACAACAAUCCGAUGUGCUUGGUCAAGGUCAAGCGUGA